Drosophila grimshawi is the source of this 4231-nucleotide messenger RNA. RefSeq names its product SRSF protein kinase 3 (gene Srpk79D). The transcript has 8 exons. Bases 331 to 3426 code for a protein of 1031 amino acids. Gene Ontology annotation, molecular function: protein kinase activity; ATP binding. Gene Ontology annotation, biological process: protein phosphorylation; spliceosomal complex assembly; regulation of mRNA processing. The record is from RefSeq and is a predicted model, not a curated record. Lineage: Eukaryota; Metazoa; Arthropoda; Insecta; Diptera; Drosophilidae.
AAAUAAGAUACAGAUACUAUUUUUUGUUUUUGUUUUUGUUCAUAAUUGAAAUUUUUGCGUUGCGCGAUUUUAUUUAUUUACCUCCGUCCGCCAGCUCGAAGCGCGCGCGUUAUGUAAGCCAAAUUCGAAAGUAAAACGAGUGCAAACAAUGCGAAAACUAAUGCAGUCCGUCAACGCAUAGGAAAGUCAAGGUCGUUGCUAGCUACCAACAAAAAAAAACGCCACCCCAUCCCCCCUCCAUCAUUACUGGGCCUGGUUGCAAUGUAGGCGAGAAAGCGAACAGCGAAUUGCCAGUAGUCGAACUAACUAACACACAUACAAUCAAUUGAAAUGGACAACUGGUGGAUGUACAGCUCGGAAGUGGGCGCCACUUGUCCAAAGGAGGAGGCCAAUGCGACCUCACCGAAUGGAGGGCAUUGGAAAGAGCUGUGGCUUGCCAACUGGCUGCUAAUUAGCCAGAGCUUUGCCCACUACUAUCAGCUGUUCUCAAUCUAUGCCAGCAUAGUGGGCCAACUGCUUCGUCACAUUAUCAACACACUGUCGCAGGACGAAGUCUUUGUGUAUGGACUGCAAUUUUGCCUGCUGCUGCUCUUCCUCUAUCUCAUGCACCAACUGAGGCCGGGCAGCAGUGCAGCAGCUGCAGCAGCAGCAGCAGCACAAGCAGAGGAAAGUGUGAUCAAUGCAACGGCAGCAACAACGACAACGCCGGCUGUGACAAAAGAGCUGAGCUGUGAUUUCAAUUAUGUGUCCGAGCAGGAGAAGCGUGCCGCCCAGGAGGCGGCCAGCGAGGCCAUGCUCGAGGUGGAGGAGAAAAGACGUCGCAAGCGAUUCACCAAGAAACGCAAUUGCGUCUCGGCUGGACCCGUACUCAUCGCCCUCCGCAAGCAAUCACAGCGGCCCAAAAGACAUCGAAGACCAGCAUUGAACUUUGAGCCACUGUCGCCCAGAGAACGAAUAGUGGAGAAUCCUCUGGUGCCUAGGGACAAACCCUUGACGAUUAAUCUGCCGCCCACAGUUCUUCACCAACAACCUGUGGGAGCAACUGGAGCAACGGCAAUGACCUCUGCACCUGUGAAGGUGUCGGAACCGGAGGAAGUGGAUCUGGUUGCACUAAUCUCGGAGCCACGCGGCACGCUGAGCACCACAGAUGAAAUCUAUCCAGACUCUCCGGAUAGCAGCCUCUACGGCUCCGAUGAGGAGCAGGAGGAUGCCUCACAGUAUUGCCGUGGUGGCUAUCAUCCGGUGGUCAUUGGCGAUAUAUUCGACAAUCGGUUUCGUGUUGUGCGCAAACUUGGCUGGGGUCACUUUUCCACCGUUUGGCUAUGUCGAGAUCUAAAGGAUGAGAAGUAUGUGGCCCUGAAGGUGGUGAAGAGUGCACCGCAUUAUAUAGAAACGGCAGCGGAUGAGAUUCGUCUGCUGGAGGCCAUACGGGAUGCAGAUCCCCUCGAUGUGAAGCGGGAAAGGAUCGUUCGAUUAAUGAAUCACUUUACGGUGCGUGGUGUGAAUGGUGUGCACACCUGCCUGGUCUUCGAGGCACUGGGCUGCAGUCUGUACAAGCUGAUCGUGAAGAACAACUAUCAGGGACUGGCCAUUGCCCAGGUGCGCAAUAUCAUUAAGCAGGUGCUGGAGGGCUUGGACUAUUUGCACAGCAAAUGCAGCAUUAUUCACACGGACGUCAAGCCCGAGAACAUUCUGCUGGUCAUCGACAAUGCGGCGGCAAUGAAUCAACAGAUCGAUGAUGAGAUCAACAGUCUGCGUGUGAAGGGCGCCGACUUUCCCGAUUCAUAUAUCAGCUCGAUUGAGAAGCAAACGAAGACGCGGGCCAAGUGGCCGCUGAUCGAACCGAAUGGCUCGACGACGAACACCAGCAACAGUACAGCGAACAACUCGACAUCAUCGACGCCGUUGGCCGCUGUGGUCAUGUCCUCGCUGGAUAAGGACGACACAACCACCUCGUCGACGCUCAACUCGAAUACCACCUCGUCGCUGGCAUCCAAAUACUCCAGUCUGCUGGGCGAUAGCGAGUGCAAUGGCGUUGGUCUGCUCGGCGUUGGCAGCGUUGAUAGUCCAAUUAUCGGUGGUACUACGAAUUUAAGCAAUCGUUAUCGUGCUGAGAAGAAAAUCACUGCCAAGUCUUCUAUUGACCGCGAUGAGGACACAGAUACCGACACCCUCGGUGACAAUAGCACCAUUGCCAGCGACACACCUACCGAGCACGACGUUAGUCUCAGUGCAAAUCCGGAAAAGCAGCUGCCCAAUGCCAUAGUCAGCAACUCCAAUACCAAUACCAACACCAAUACCAAUACCACUACCAACUCCUGCUCCACCCACACCACUGUUAACUCGAAUACUCAAAGCACGUGCACGUCAACGACACAACAGAACAACAGCAACAACAUACCUACGGCCGAUGGCAACAAUGGCCCCAUCCACAGCCAACAGAACACCUCAGCUAGAUUUGAUACCACAUCCACAUCAUCAGUCCCUGUCUCCGCCUCCGCCUCCGCCUAUGCCACUGCCACUGCCAAUGCCAAUGCACCACCUACAGCCCCCAGCAGCACUACCAGCACGUGCACGUACUCGUUCACGCAUCUCGUGGCAACAACAACAACUGCAACUACAACUCCAACAUCAACAACAACAACAUUACCAACAAUUGCAAGCACAGACCUGUUUCACAAUAAUAGCAACACUGGCAGUUGUGACAACAGAACCUCAUCAUCAACAAUAACAACAACAACAGCUACAACAGCAGCCAUCGCGUCUUCAAUUAAUGCAACAACAACAACAACCACAACAUCAACAACAAUCGCUAAACUUAAUGUCAAUGCCAAUGCCAUUCCUUCGCAGAACCAGAGCCAGAGUCAAAGUCAAUCCUAUACGCACACGAUACAAUCGCUCAUCAACAACAGCAACGUGAGGGUAAAGAUCGCCGAUCUGGGAAACGCAUGCUACGAUUAUCAUCACUUCACCGAGGAUAUACAGACGCGACAGUAUCGCUCCAUUGAAGUGCUGCUGGGUGCGCCAUAUAACUAUACCGCCGAUAUCUGGAGCACAGCAUGCCUGGCCUUCGAGUUGGCCACCGGUGACUAUCUGUUCGAUCCGCAUGCGGGAGAAUCAUACAGCCGCGACGAGGAUCAUCUGGCGCACAUUGUGGAGUUGCUCGGCUCGAUACCGCAGUCGGUGAUAUUGCGUGGCAAGCACGGUCUCAAGUACUUCACAAGCUAUGGCAGCCUACGCAACAUUACCAAACUGAAGCCUUGGAGUUUGCUGAACGUGCUUGUGGAGAAGUACGAUUGGGAUCCCGUGGAAGCCAAGAAGUUCUCAGACUUUUUGCUGCCAAUGCUCGAGUACAAUCCGGUUAUACGGGCAUCGGCAGCAGAGUGCCUGCAGCAUCCUUGGCUGGAGCAGGAGGAGUUCGUCUAGCACACUUAAGUGACAACACAGUGGAACAGGAUCCAACAGGCAGAAUCGGACACAUCCGUACUUACUGGAACUCAUAAUUGUAAGCUUUUAUAUGCGAACAAAAUUGUCAUAGUGGAAUUAAUAUUACGAUCUAUGUAUAUGUAUAUUAUGCUAAAUUAGCGUUUAAGCCAGUGCGCAAAAACCAAACACAACAAAUUUCAAUGCAAGUAAGGCAAAUAAGGAGUUUUCGAAGCUUUUUAAAAUUAACACGAUUUUGUACUCGAGAGCUUUAAAAACGUUGAGCAAACAAUGCGAUUUUAAUUAUUUUUGACAAAGAAAAGCAAAAGCAUUAAACAACAAAACACAUUAAAAAUAAAAAAUUUAACUUAUGUUUUUUAUUUGAAUUUCAUGUAUAUUUUUUGUAUUGCGAUAACAAAAAAGACAAUGACGACAAUUUUUAAGUCAACAGAUGCCUAAACUGACUGACUGAUUGCAACAAAAAAAUAAAAAAUAAAAUAAUAAUAAUAAAAUAAAAUAAAAUGCAAAGUAAAAGUAAAAACUCUAAAAUAAUCUUUUCGAACCGAAACUAAAGCUAAACCAAAUUUAAGAAUUAGUAAAAUAUUGAGAAUCACGUUAAUAAUAUAAUAUGUGUACUAUAAUUAAUGACAUAUUUAAAUGUAGAUAACUAACGACAUUGUUACGAUAAAAUACAGCCAGCUUUCUAGCAGCAAGUAGUGAUUGUGGUAUAUUUAACCAAAAAUAUUGUAGGACUUCAGCCGAAUACAAUUGUGUGUUUAAUUGGUUUCACAUUGGUCGUAGAAAAUUA